Nicrophorus vespilloides is the source of this 2344-nucleotide messenger RNA. RefSeq names its product probable ATP-dependent RNA helicase DDX27 (gene Rs1). Gene Ontology annotation, molecular function: RNA helicase activity; nucleic acid binding; ATP binding. Bases 86 to 2320 code for a protein of 744 amino acids. The transcript is spliced from 3 exons. NCBI's taxonomy places the organism in Eukaryota, Metazoa, Arthropoda, Insecta, Coleoptera, Silphidae. The record is from RefSeq and is a predicted model, not a curated record.
AUUGGUACGAUUAUUUUCAAAACACACGUGUUCCGUACAUCUCUUGACAUUUACAAACUUAACCUCUACUUGUAACAACUGCGAAAUGAAGGAACCCGCCAAACAUAAGUCUCUAGAUUUAAUUAAAACUAUUGAAGAUGACGAAGAAGUGGAAUGUUUUUCGGAGGAAUCCGACGAUGAAGUUAUGUUUCAACCUAGAAAGCAAAAGAAUAUAACGAAAAAGGAUUUUGAUACUGGAUUUCAAUUUGUUGCCAGCACAGAGGAGUACAAUGAAGAUACAUGGAAUGAUUUGAACAAGUACAUAAAGAGGAAAGCAAAAUCUAAAACUGAUGAUAAAAUUAAGAAGGCAAGAGAAAAGGUGAAAGAUGAAGAGGACGAUGUUGAUGAGAAUGUUGAUGGAAACCAAUCUGAUGUAAGUUUAUCUGAUGAUGAGUUGAAACAUGAUGACAUUAAGGUUAAAGAGAGUAGGCACAAGAAAAAGCAGAGCAGUGAGAUUGAGAAGGAUGCUUUCUUCGAAGAUAUCCCAGUGUGUAAUGAUGAUAGCGGUGCUGUUAAUUUUUACAAGAUGAAUUUAUCUAGACCCUUGAUGAAAGCUAUAGGUGAUAUGAAAUUUGUACAUCCAACACCUAUACAGGCUGCAGCUAUUCCAGUGGCUUUAUUGGGUAGGGAUAUUUGCGGGUGUGCGGCAACUGGAACUGGUAAAACUGCAGCAUAUAUGCUUCCCACACUGGAGAGAUUAUUGUACAGACCUGCAGAGACUGCUGUUUCUAGGGUAUUGGUUUUGGUACCCACUCGAGAGCUUGGCGUACAAGUGUAUCAAGUUACUAAACAAUUAACACAGUAUACUAAUAUAGAGGUAGCUCUAGCUGUAGGCGGUUUGGAUUUGAAGAUUCAGGAGAAUGUGCUUAGGCGAAAUCCAGAUGUAGUUAUUGCGACGCCGGGUCGUCUGAUCGAUCAUCUGAAAAGUACGCCGACGUUUGGACUCGAUUCAAUUGAAGUGUUAAUUCUGGACGAGGCCGACAGGAUGUUGGAUGAGUAUUUCGCCGAGCAGAUGAAUGAAAUCAUUAAGCAGUGCUCGAAAACUAGACAAACUAUGCUGUUCUCAGCGACGAUGACAGACGAAGUGAAGGAUUUGGCGACAGUAUCUUUGGAUAAACCCGUUCGGUUGUUCGUGGACAGCAAUCAAGGGGUGGCAUUUAACUUGAGGCAGGAAUUCGUGAGGAUUCGCAAAGAUAAGGAGGGCGAUAGGGAACCUAUUUUGGCCGCGCUCGUCUGCCGUACGUUCCGGAAUCAUUGCAUUAUCUUCGUGCAGACUAAGAAGCAAGCGCACAGGUUACACAUUCUGCUCGGGUUGCUCGGCGUCAAAGUGGUUGAACUGCACGGUAAUCUGUCGCAACCACAGAGAUUGGAAGCAUUGGCCAAGUUCAAGAAGGAAGAGGCUGAUAUAAUGAUUGCCACGGAUGUGGCGGCUCGUGGUUUGGAUAUCGUCGGAGUUCAAACGGUCAUCAACUUCACGAUGCCCGCGACCCUUGAGCAUUACAUUCACAGGGUGGGCAGAACGGCGAGAGCGGGAAGAGCUGGUGUGUCCGUUUCGUUGGCCGGCGAAUUGGAGAGGAAGAUGGUCAAGCAGAUCGUUAAGCAAGCCAAGAGUUCUGUAAAAAGUAGGCUCAUUCCUAACGAUAUUUUGGACAAGUACAAAAAGAAAUUGGUCGGCGUUGAGGAUCAACUUCAGGACAUUCUGAGGGAAGAGAUGGAAGAGCGGUUUAUGAGCAUGGCGGAAAAUAAGGCGAAUCGCGCGGACAACAUUUUGAAGGGUGUUCAGCAGGAUUCGAGACCUUGGUUCCAGUCGAAGGAUCAACGUCGCAAGGAGAAAGAACGUCUUUCGUUGACUGGAACAUCGUUAAAGGAUAAAAAAAUGAAAGGAAACAAGGAUAAGAAAGGUAAAGGUAAAAACGGAAAAGGCAAUGCACCGGACUCUGUUCGCAACGAAAUGGACAAAGUGGCAUUGCUGCAGGCGAGGGCGGCCAAACGUAAGUUAAAACCGAAGAAGAUGAACGCAAUCGUCGAGUCUCAGGCAAGAGGAAGCGGCGGCGUCAAACGCAAAUCCUCGAACUUCACGUCCGAGCUGACAGACACUUCAAAGAAGGGCGCGAAGAAGUUGAGGUACGACGCGAACGUGGCCAAAAAGAUGCAGACAAACAAUAAGAAAGGACAAACUGGUGGAAAGAAGGGCGGCGCCGGCGGUGGUAAAUCAGGAAAAAUGUUCGGAGGUGGACAAGGGAAAGCUUUCGGAAAACCGCAGCAGAAAAAGAAAAAAUAAUAAACUGAUUCGUUAACUUCUUUA